AUCUUACAUUUAUGAAUACUCUGUUAAUUUUUGAGGAGCAGUUAACUUUUGCAACCCUACCCAGGGUCUGAGGCUGCUGUUCUUCCUACUUCUGACCGAUUUAAUUGGCAAUUUAAGGAAUAGGGGAAUGCCCCAACAAAAGCUAAACUACAAAAUCAUCGCCUGCCUUGGACUCCGCUCUCAACUUUGCAACUCUAAUUAACUGCCACAUCAAGCAUGCUGAACAAGUUGCUCAAAGUUGCACCUUUCUCACGCAGCGGUCGCUCCAAGCUGGCUCACCCUGAAGCCUCUCAGGAGCCUGAGGAUUCCCCUUCUGCCUUGAAGAUUGUCCAUGCAGGUGGGAAGGUCGAAACUUACUAUAUGGCAAUACCCGCAAUCAGGAUAUUGGAGAAGUACCCAUCUUAUGUGCUGGCCAAGCCAGAGGUUUUUCGAAGGCCCUGGGAUUCAGUGGUCCGACCUGAGAAAAUCCUAACUCCAGGACGCAAGUUCUUGCUUGUUCCACUUCGAACUGUGAAGAAGCUCCGGCGAAGGGUGAAAAAACCCAGUAAAGACCUGUUUGGUUCUUCCGUAUCUCAAGCCUCUGGUUCUGAUGACAUCUCAGUUGACUGCAACGUUUCAAGGGAGACGAGGGAUUCUUUCAUGAGUGCAUUUAGAAGGAGAAGCGGCAUUAAGAAGCAUGUCACAUUCGCUGGCAUUGAUGCCAAAUACAAGGCCUCGGGUUCGUCCAACUCAGAGAAGGGGGGCAAGAGCAAAGAUGGUAAAAAGAAAAGCUCAAGCUGUCAGUCUGAUAUAGGAAAGAGGAGGCCUCAGAAUGGUUUUCUAUGGCAGCCAUCUCUAAACUCGAUCGAUGAAAGCCAAGGGAACUGAUUACAGAUUAAUGCUAUAUAUGCUUCAGUUCAGCGCCCUCCAGAGUGGGCAAAGCAAAGAUAGUAAAUUAAGAACAAUUAUUAUUAUUAUUUUUAUUCAGCAGAAUUACAGAA
Ricinus communis (castor bean) is the source of this 980-nucleotide messenger RNA. RefSeq lists its product as uncharacterized. The coding region runs from base 217 to 867 and encodes 216 amino acids. The transcript is spliced from 2 exons. The record is from RefSeq and is a predicted model, not a curated record. NCBI's taxonomy places the organism in Eukaryota, Viridiplantae, Streptophyta, Magnoliopsida, Malpighiales, Euphorbiaceae.